AUGAAGAUGGAGCAGCCAGUCCCAGAUGAAGUCACUGUGAUAGUUCACAGUGCCAAAGGACUACAGGGUAAAAAACCAGGUCGACACAAAUACUCUGUGAUAUUUGGUUUUGGAUCAAAAAAGUAUCGAACCUCAAUUGUGAAAAACCCUGGAGGUAAUCCAGAAUGGAAUGAAGAAUCUAUUAUCAAAGUGAACAAUACCUGUGACCACAUCUUUUUGAAUGUGACUGAAAAGGAAGAUAUCUUGGGACAGGUUUUGGUCCCUUUGUCCUCUUUACGUGACUCCAAAGGGCGAGUGGUGCGUACGGCACUGCAGCCUCACAAGAAAAAUGCCAAGCCACAUGGGGACUUGAUCUACCAAUGUUACAUCUCCAAGUUUCGCACAUCUAGUGACAUUGAAGACGAUGUCAACAAGAGUAAUGCUAGCAACAAUUGGCUAAAAACCAAUCCUUUUAUGACACUUGCAAGAUCACCUGGAUAUGCUCGCAAAUUUUUUAAGAAGGAUCGCAAGUCAAACGUGCUUUCAACAUUCAAUAAAAAGAUCUCACGAUCUUUGCAUGACAUAUUCAAUGUUGGCAAAGGGGAUUUAUCUGAUGAUGAAGAACCUGAGACUCAAUCUCGAGCUUUUCGUCUGAAGGCUGUCAGCACAUUUACUUUAGAUUGUGUCGGUACCGAACCAGAGAUUACAUACAUAACACCAAAUAAAGGAUCUGCUGCAGGAGGAACUAGAAUUACUGUUGUUGGGGAUUACCUGGGACAGGAUAAAAAUGAUAUUGUUACAUUGUCAAUUUCCAAUGUAGACUGCAUGUCAACAUUGGAGUAUGAAUCUCCAAGACAGAUCUACUGUACAACCCUACCUGGCCCUGUGGGUCAAGGGAAUUUUGUGAUAGAAACAAUGUCUGGUGGUGUUACUGUUUUGACUGAUGGUUUUUUGUAUGAACCUAUAGUAAGGAGUAAAAAGGCUCCUGCACCCACUCCGCCUAAAACACACAUGUCUCAGGCUACUGAUAUACCAAUGACUUCUUCACUUAGACGUAAUGCUGCUUCAACACCAAAUUUGAUGGCAGCUCAGGGUCUUGAACCUCCAUCUCCUGAAGUUCGUGUAAAAUCUCAAGAGAAAAUGUUGGAAAAUAAACACAUGUCUGUUCCUUCACCUACGUCCACAAGGCUGACAAAUGAAACUACAUUGCCUCCUAAGACUGCUCCUCGUUCUGCUACUUUAAAUAGAACCCCUGAAAAGAAGGUUUCCCAAGAACCAAAAAAGGCAUUCACAUUAGGCAGGACUUCAGACAAAACACUCUCACAAGCAGAAACUGUUUCACCAAAGAAAUCUCCAGAAAAAAUUCACAAGACUCAGUUAAAAGAAAUAAAGCAAAAUGGAACAAGUAGUAAAGAAGGUAGUCCAAAAACUGAAAAUGUUGAAGGUCGUUUUAAGAAGAAUUUUUUGAAACAUCUGCGGCACACUCAAGAAACUCCACCAGCAAUUGAAACUAUCGUGAUUGAGAAUGGUGUCUCUGAAUGCGAGGAAUCUUCCACAGAAGAAGAUUUUUGGACAGAAAAGGCGAAACUGGCUGAACUGGAACGUCUUCAAGAGGAAAAUCGAGAUUUAAAGCAGGAGAAUGCAGAUAUGAAGGCCUACAUUGAUAAACUUCUGGCCAAAGUUCUCAUUCACUGUCCAGAUGCUUUGUCUGCUGAUGGAGAUCUCAGCCCACCAAAAUGA
Molecule: messenger RNA, 1719 nt
Organism: Acanthosepion pharaonis
Lineage: Eukaryota; Metazoa; Mollusca; Cephalopoda; Sepiida; Sepiidae
Source: the annotation of a GenBank genome assembly